Neogale vison (American mink) is the source of this 2148-nucleotide messenger RNA. It is a transcript of the gene IRF8, whose product is annotated as interferon regulatory factor 8. Gene Ontology annotation, molecular function: protein binding; DNA-binding transcription factor activity, RNA polymerase II-specific; RNA polymerase II cis-regulatory region sequence-specific DNA binding. Bases 63 to 1343 code for a protein of 426 amino acids. NCBI's taxonomy places the organism in Eukaryota, Metazoa, Chordata, Mammalia, Carnivora, Mustelidae. Gene Ontology annotation, cellular component: nucleus. The transcript has 9 exons. Gene Ontology annotation, biological process: immune system process; regulation of transcription by RNA polymerase II. The record is from RefSeq and is a predicted model, not a curated record.
UGGGAACUCGGGCGGCGGCGCCGAAGGCGGGCGGGGAGCUCGGGCGCGCGCGCGGCGGCAGGAUGUGCGACCGGAACGGUGGCCGGCGGCUCCGGCAGUGGCUGAUCGAGCAGAUCGACAGCGGCAUGUACCCAGGGCUGAUCUGGGAGAGCGACGAGAAGAGCAUGUUCCGGAUCCCCUGGAAGCACGCGGGCAAGCAGGAUUACAACCAGGAAGUGGACGCGUCCAUCUUCAAGGCCUGGGCGGUUUUCAAAGGCAAGUUCAAGGAAGGGGACAAAGCCGAGCCGGCCACUUGGAAGACAAGGCUCCGCUGCGCCUUGAACAAGAGCCCAGAUUUUGAGGAAGUGACAGACCGGUCCCAGCUGGACAUUUCUGAGCCCUACAAAGUGUACCGCAUCGUGCCCGAGGAGGAGCAAAAAUGCAAACUAGGCGUGGCGGCUCCCGGCUGCGUGAGCGAGAUCACCGAGAUGGAGUGCGGGCGCCCCGAGAUCGACGAGCUCAUCAAGGAGCCGUCUGUGGACGACUACAUGGGGGUGGUCAAGCGGAGCCCCUCCCCGCCCGACGCGUGCCGGAGCCAGCUGCUCCCGGAGUGGUGGAUGCAGCAGCCCAGUCCAGGCUUGCCACUGGUGACGGGCUACACCGCCUACGACACGCACCAUUCAGCCUUCUCGCAGAUGGUCAUCAGCUUCUACUACGGCGGCAAGCUGGUGGGCCAGACCGCCACCACCUGCCCCGAGGGCUGCCGCCUGUCCCUGGGCCAGCCGGGCCUGCCGGGCGCCAAGCUGUAUGGGCCCGAGGGCCUGGAGCUCGUGCGCUUCCCGCCGGCGGACGCCAUCCCCAGCGAGCGGCAGCGGCAGGUGACGCGGAAGCUCUUCGGGCACCUGGAGCGCGGGGUCCUGCUGCACAGCAGCCGCCAGGGCGUGCUGGUCAAGCGGCUGUGCCAGGGCCGCGUGUUCUGCAGCGGCAACGCCGUGCUCCGCAAGGACCGGCCCAACAAGCUGGAGCGCGACGAGGUGGUCAAGGUCUUCGACACCAGCCAGUUCCUCCGAGAGCUGCAGCACUUCUAUAACAACCAGGGCCGGCUCCCGGACAGCAGGGUCGUGCUCUGCUUCGGAGAAGAGUUUCCGGAUCUGACCCCGCUGCGCUCCAAACUCAUCCUGGUGCAGAUCGAGCAGCUGUACGUGCGGCAGCUGGUGGAGGAGGCCAGCAAGAGCUGUGGCGGCGGCUCCCUGGCGCAGGCUCCCGAGGAGCCCCAGCCGGACCAGGUCUUCCGGAUGUUUCCAGACGUGUGCACCUCACACCAGAGACCCUUCUUCAGAGAAAACCAACAGAUCACAGUGUAGCCUGUCUCGGGGGACGCGCCAUCGGGCCCCGUCUCACGCCUCGUUCCUACAGUUACUGUCAGUAUUGAAGGGUGUGGAUGCCCGUGACUGGGGCGGGAUGCUUCGCGGAGCUCCUGGUUCAGUAGGGGCGUCCCCGAGCACUGGACGCUGACGCCCCCGCGGGAGGAGCGCGACGGGACUCUUACGCGUGGAAACGUGCCCCAGACGGCCCCGGGCGCUGUCCCUGUGACCUGGGAUUCAGACGUGGGCUUCCCGCACCCCCCGGUUACCGUGCGUGGCGGGUGCCUUCAGCGUCUGGGGAUAGGCCCACGCCUGGGCCUUUGGUUUUACCAGCACGUAACUGCUUCCAGGAAGAGAUGUGGGGACAAGGCUGAUUUUGUCUUUUCCCUUGUGUUACUGCGAUAGACUCGUGUUUCCAAUGCUUGACUCGAUGUGGAGGGUCUUUACUUUUUAAGCCAGUUCAUAAGAUGUAGAAAUACUUAGGCAACAGCCUCGCUUCCGCAGGUGACAGCAAAACGCCAGGCGUGUUAGGGGGACGGGCACGAGGCCUAGGAUUUGCCCCCGGUAGGCUUGUCCCCGCCGGAGGACCUGGUGUGUUCCAGAAUGUUCCCUGUGGGCCUUCCUGCCAGGUGGCUUAGGUUUUCAUUUCUGUAAUUAAAUCAUUCCCAGAGCCUUUGCUCUUUUCAUAUUUCUAAAUGGUUUUGACCGGUCUUCAAAAUACACAUUUUACUUGUCCUGUUGUAAAGUGCUUUGAAUUUUCUUUCUUACAAAGUGAGCUAUAAACCAGACUGCAAAAGUAACCGUA